AGCUCAAGGAGCCGGAAAGCAUCGGGCUUUUCCUAAUCAGCCAAACUAAGGACUGAGGCGGAAAGUCAGCACAACUGGGCUCCUCCAACCCGAGAAACCCGCUCAGUCUCGGCUGGAGAUCUGUUUGGCCAGGAAAAAGAGCAGGCGACCCGAAAGGUGCAGUUUGAUAGAUUGGAAACAUGGAGCCGAUCGUCUCUGAUUUAUUAAAGGAAUGUAUUAACGGGAUUUUAUAUUGCACUCCCGCUCUUUCCCCGGGGAAGCGACAUUUGGAAGGCUCCCUUGCGGCUGGCCAGUACACUUGACGGAAAUGAACUAUAUGUCCUGUCUUGCUUCUGGGGAAGCAGAACAUUUUUGUUGUAUUAUUCAAUCAUGUGAUUCAAGCUUUGUAAAAAAUCAUCUUGGAACAGAAUCAUCCAGCCAACUUGGAAAGUUUUUAUUAAAUGAAUCAACAGACAAAUCAGAUAUGCAUCCCUCAGAAAGUGAAGAGGUUGAAUCGCUGAAGGAAAACUGGGUCUCAUACAACAGAUUUAUGAAUAAACAUCAGAGCAGGAUGAGAGAAAUCUUGCCGUCCCUUAAGGAGAAACCCCAGGAUAGCGCCUUGGAAGAAAGCCUGAACACAAGUGAAACAAAAUGGUCAUGGGAAGAUGCUAUGAAAGAUAAAGUUGCUUUUCAGGAAAUGCUUCAUGAGGCAGAGCUGGCAGUUAAGUCGGCAGAAAUGUUUUUGCCAUCGUUUAAAGAAAGUCUUCUUAGAAUUACAAAAGCUUGUUGUAUUUCUGCUUCUGAUGAAAUAACAAUUUCUAUGCAAGAGGACUUACUGAUAAAGGAGCUAGCAGUUAUCAAAAAAAUGAAGGAAUUGUUAAGCUGGCUAUUAAGAUCAAGAAAGGAAAAAGAAAUUAUCGAUAAAGAGACAAAAGAUUUGGGUCAGACUUUAUCAGAAAGUGAAAUGGAUGUUGAAAGCCUCAGAAAUGAAGUGAUUCAACAAGAGAAGCAUAUUUUAGAGCUUUCAGUUGAGCUUCAGCAAGAAAAAGCUAAUGUACAAAAAACAUACCGCCAUUCUGAAGCAAUACAAACAGUACAAACUCAUCUUCAAUCUCAGGUAGAGAAAAAAGAAGAAGAAAAUAAUCAACUAAGAACAAAAUUUCAGACAAUGGAGAGAAAUAUUGCUGAAUGGAAGAGACAAGUUGGUGAAUAUAAGCAGAAAAUUUUGGCUGAAAAGAAAAGAAAAGUGGAACGGAGGAACGCCCUGAAAAGAGCAGCUGUUGUUCAGAAACAAAGAGCUGAACAGAUGAAAAUGGUUGUCGAAAACUUAUUUUCAAAAAUGAAGGAGAAGGAAAUCCAGUUGUCUGAAGCAUUUGCAGCUUCUAAUAUCUGGAAAAGUCAUCACGAGAUCAUAAUAGAGGAAAAAAUCAAGUUAGAGGUCCAGGUUGAAACUCUAAAAAAGCAGACAACAGACCUUGUAAUGGAUCAAAACAGAAUAGAAGAGGAUGAAAGAAAGUCAACGAACAAGAUUAUCCAAAAGAUUAAUUUUGUUGCUUCUGAAAAUAAAAAGAUUUCUACAGAAAAUUCAAGGCUAAAGGCAUCCCUAGCCGAUUUGGAAGCAAAUUUUAUUACUGCAGAAGCUGAACUUGAAAAUUUACAUGAACAAGUAUACCAGCAAGAAGAACUAGUUGAACAGUAUAAAACUGAGGUGGCAAAAUUAGAAGUAGAAGCUGAGGAACUGAGAACAAGAUAUGAAAAGGUCAUGCAUGACAGCAGAACUAUAACAGAAGGCAGAGAUGUAGAAAGGGAUGCGAUGAAGAGCCAAACGGAGGCUCGCCAGAAGGAGGUAGAAUAUGCCCGUGGCUUACAGAAAGCAGCGGAAGAGAAACUGCAGAAGGAUCAGGAAAGACUACUCUCCUGCCAAAAGAGCUGCGUAGAAAAAUCCAAAACCAUUAGGGAGCUGCAGGCUCAGAUAAACCAUAGUGAUGAAUUUUUGAAACAGCUUUCUUUGGAGGAAGAAAAUUACAACAUCCAGCUAAAAUAUGAGGAAGUUAAAAGGAAGCUAGAAGAAAUUGAAUUGCAAAACGCAGAACUGGAAAAUCAGUUGGUGAAUCAAGAAGAGAGCCUUCAGAAAACCGAACUGCAGUUUAAACAGAAACUUACAGAAUAUGAUGGUUUGGCAAGACAGCUAGAAGCUGCUUUGGAAGAUGGAAGGAAACAGUUAACAGAGGAACUAGGAAAAAUUAAUUCUAAGGAGCAAUCUUUUCAAUUGAAAAUAUUGGAUUUAGAAAAUGAAUUAAGAGAGAAGAAAAAAGAAAAGAAAGAGCUAUCCAAAAGACUGGACAAUCGAGAUAAACGUCAUGAACUGUCUUUAAAGGAACUAGAACACAGUCUUCAAAGAUCAGAAAAUCAAAACCAAAGUAUCCAAAACUAUGUGAAGUUUUUGAAAGCCUCUUAUGUAACAAUGUUUGGCUAAAUUUCCUUGGUUGUUUUUUUUCACAAACUAACUAAAGCAUAUUUUGGAACAGA
This is a messenger RNA of Ahaetulla prasina, 2508 nucleotides long. It is a transcript of the gene ODF2L, whose product is annotated as outer dense fiber of sperm tails 2 like. The record is from RefSeq and is a predicted model, not a curated record. Bases 308 to 2455 code for a protein of 715 amino acids. Gene Ontology annotation, biological process: negative regulation of cilium assembly. Lineage: Eukaryota; Metazoa; Chordata; Lepidosauria; Squamata; Colubridae. The transcript is spliced from 18 exons. Gene Ontology annotation, cellular component: centrosome; ciliary basal body.